Gymnogyps californianus (California condor) is the source of this 1998-nucleotide messenger RNA. It is a transcript of the gene ASNSD1, whose product is annotated as asparagine synthetase domain containing 1. The coding region runs from base 1 to 1914 and encodes 637 amino acids. Gene Ontology annotation, molecular function: asparagine synthase (glutamine-hydrolyzing) activity. The record is from RefSeq and is a predicted model, not a curated record. The transcript is spliced from 3 exons. NCBI's taxonomy places the organism in Eukaryota, Metazoa, Chordata, Aves, Accipitriformes, Cathartidae.
AUGUGUGGUAUUUGUUGCGUUGUUACCUUGUGUAGCCAGCACGCUAUUCAUGAUUUCUUUAACGAAGACAUACUCUGCCGUCUUAGAAGAAGAGGACCAGACAGUAGCCAACAGUUGAUAAAAACUCUGUCUGAUCUCUCUUAUGAGUGUCUGUUUUCUGGCCAUGUACUUCACUUGAGGGGACUGGUGACUCCUCAGCCUCUGGAAGAUGCCAAUAACAAUAUUUUUCUUUGGAAUGGAGAAAUUUUCAAUGGAGUGCAUGUAGGAGAUCUAGAGAACGACACUGAAGUAGUGUUUCAUCAUCUUGCAUUAUGCAAUACUGAGGCGGACUUUUUGUCACUCUUUUCAUCACUUCGGGGUCCAUGGUCUUUUAUUUAUUAUCAAGCAUCUAGACACAGCUUAUGGUUUGGUAGAGAUUAUUUUGGUCGUCGUAGUUUGCUUUGGCAAUUCAGUAAUGAGGUUGACAGUGCUUUCUGUCUCGCAUCUGUAAGUGUUUAUUCCGAAUCAGGUAACCAAUGGCAAGAAGUCCCAGCAUCUGGCAUUUUCAAAAUUGAUCUCAAAGCUUGGGCAACAACUAGAUCUUUGUCUUUAACAUUGUUUCCAUGGAAGUACAGCUGCACAGAGAAAGCAGUAGAAGAAAUAUUCAGUAAUGUUCUGGACCAAAUUUCAAAAGACUUACCGAACCACAUACAUCUUGUGAUGAGUGAAUCAAAACUAUGUCUCAGAGCACCAGUUAUCCCCUUAAAUAAAACAAUUUCUGAAGCUUCAGGUGAAUGUCCAGGCACUAAUAUUAGCAACAUUAUCCAUAUGGUUUCUGUAGAAACCCUUCAAGGAUUUCUUGCAGAGGAACACAAGAAAAAAUUAGUCCAUCAAUUUACGGAUGUUUUAAAUGAAGCGGUGAAGAGACGGGUUUUAUCUCUCUUCAGAGAUGAAGAUCAGAAAACAAGAGAAGUUCCAGGCAUGCCUAAUAGGAAAGCACAUGUUGCAGUGCUCUUUUCUGGUGGCAUUGAUUCUAUGGUUAUUGCAGCCCUUGCUGAUAAACACGUGCCUUUGGAGGAACCAAUUGAUCUUCUCAAUGUAGCCUUCAUGAUAAAAGAACAAGCUAAGCAGAAGGGUACCCCUAAAAAAUGUACCAACCAGGAAGUGCAGCUUGAUUUGCUUCGUUGUCAAGAUCUUGAUGCUAAAACUGGUGCUCAUUUGUCUUGCUUUGAUGUUCCUGACAGAAUCACUGGUAGGGCAGGACUGAAAGAAUUAGAAGCCAUUAACCCUUCAAGAACCUGGAACUUUGUGGAAAUUAAUGUUACACUAGAGGAAUUGAAAAAAAUGAGACAACAAUGCAUUAAUCACUUAAUUUAUCCACUGGAUACAGUCUUGGAUGACAGCAUUGGCUGUGCAAUUUGGUUUGCUUCCAGAGGGGAGGGUUUUAUUAGUAACCAAGGAGAACUGAAACCAUACAAAAGUCCUGCAAAGGUUGUGCUUACAGGAAUUGGAGCAGAUGAACAGCUUGCUGGAUAUUCUCGACAUCGUGUUUGCUUCAAAAAAUAUGGCUUAGAGGGUCUGAAUAAAGAACUUGAAAUGGAGUUAGAUCGCAUUUCUUCUAGAAAUCUUGGUAGAGAUGACAGGAUUAUUGGUGAUCACGGGAAAGAAGCCAGGUUUCCUUUUCUUGAUGAAGAUGUUGUUUCAUUCCUCAAUUCUCUGCCCAUCUCAGAAAAAGCUGACUUGACUUUACCUCGAGGAGUUGGUGAGAAAUUGAUUCUGCGCCUUGCAGCCAAGGAGUUUGGCCUUACAGCCUCAACCAUUUUGCCAAAAAGGGCUGUGCAGUUUGGAUCUCGGAUUGCAAAACUAGAGAGCAACAGUGAAAAAGCAUCUGAUGCAUGCAGCAGACUGAAGUUAUUUUCAGUAGAUAAAUUAUAAUGCUACAUCUUGAGAUGUGGCAUUUAUUCUGUAUGCAAGUUCAGUAAAUCUUUGGAGUUUUCUUAGAAUGUUUGGUCUGUUUUU